AUGGCGGAUAGUUCUGUUGGGGAGCUGCUGCUGCGGCGGCUGGAGACAGCCGAUGGAGGCUUGGACAGCGCGGAGUUAGCGGCCGAGCUGGGCAUGGAGCACCAGGCCGUGGUGGGCGCUGUGAAGAGUCUGCAGGCUCUGGGCGAGGUCAUUGAGGCUGAGCUGCGUUCCUCCAAGCGCUGGGAGCUUACCACUGAGGGCGAGGAGAUUGCCCGGGAGGGCAGCCAUGAAGCUCGGGUGUUCCAUAGCAUCCCCCCAGAGGGCCUGGCUCAAAGCGAGCUCAUGCGACUGCCCAGUGGCAAAGUGGGCUUCAGCAAGGCCAUGUCCAACAAGUGGAUCCGCGUCGACAAGAGCACAGCCGAUGGGCCCCGAGUGUUCCGAGUGGUGGAUAGCGUGGAGGAUGAGGUACAGCGGCGACUCCGCCUGGUCCAGGGCGGGAAGGCCGAGAAGUUGGGUGAGAAGGAAAGGAGCGAGCUGAGGAAGAGGAAGCUUCUUUCUGAAGUGAUCCUGAAGACCUACUGGGUGAGCAAAGGCAGCACCUUCAGCACCAGCAUCUCUAAGCAGGAGACAGAGCUGAGCCCUGAGAUGAUCUCUAGCGGCUCCUGGCGGGACCGGCCCUUCAAACCCUAUAACUUCUCGGCUCGUGGCGUCCUCCCCAGCAGUGGCCACCUGCACCCCCUGCUCAAGGUCCGCACCCAGUUCCGGCAGAUCUUCCUGGAGAUGGGGUUUACCGAGAUGCCCACUGACAACUUCAUUGAGAGCUCCUUCUGGAACUUUGAUGCACUCUUCCAGCCCCAGCAGCACCCAGCACGUGACCAGCACGACACCUUCUUCCUACGAGAUCCAGCCGAGGCUCUGCAGCUCCCGAUGGAUUACGUCCAGCGGGUCAAGCGGACCCAUUCUCAGGGUGGCUACGGCUCACAGGGGUACAAGUAUACCUGGAAGCUGGACGAGGCCCGUAAAAACCUGCUGCGCACACACACCACGUCUGCAAGCGCCCGCGCGCUCUACCGCCUCGCGCAGAAGAAGCCCUUCACACCUGCCAAGUACUUCUCCAUUGACCGUGUGUUCCGGAACGAGACCCUGGAUGCCACGCACCUGGCUGAGUUCCACCAGAUUGAGGGUGUUGUGGCUGACCAUGGCCUCACCCUGGGCCACCUCCUGGGCGUCCUGCGGGAGUUCUUCACCAAGCUGGGCAUUACCCAGUUGCGCUUCAAGCCAGCCUAUAACCCCUACACAGAACCUAGCAUGGAAGUGUUCAGCUAUCACCAAGGCCUGAAGAAGUGGGUGGAGGUCGGGAAUUCUGGGGUCUUUCGCCCUGAGAUGCUGCUGCCCAUGGGGCUCCCUGAGAACGUGUCAGUCAUUGCAUGGGGCCUCUCCCUGGAGCGCCCGACGAUGAUCAAGUAUGGCAUCAACAAUAUCCGGGAGCUGGUGGGCCACAAGGUGAACCUGCAGAUGGUGUACAACAGUCCACUGUGCCGCCUGGAUGCAGAGCCGGUGCCCUCUCGGAUGCAGGAGGCUGCAUGA
Molecule: messenger RNA, 1527 nt
Organism: Orycteropus afer afer
Lineage: Eukaryota; Metazoa; Chordata; Mammalia; Tubulidentata; Orycteropodidae
Gene: FARSA
Product: phenylalanyl-tRNA synthetase subunit alpha
Exons: 13
Coding region: 1-1527 (508 amino acids)
Biological process (GO): phenylalanyl-tRNA aminoacylation
Cellular component (GO): cytosol; phenylalanine-tRNA ligase complex; cytoplasm
Molecular function (GO): ATP binding; tRNA binding; phenylalanine-tRNA ligase activity
Source: RefSeq, a predicted model, not a curated record